Neofelis nebulosa (Clouded leopard) is the source of this 2504-nucleotide messenger RNA. RefSeq names its product forkhead box N4 (gene FOXN4). Gene Ontology annotation, biological process: regulation of DNA-templated transcription. Gene Ontology annotation, molecular function: cis-regulatory region sequence-specific DNA binding; DNA-binding transcription factor activity. The coding region runs from base 105 to 1700 and encodes 531 amino acids. Lineage: Eukaryota; Metazoa; Chordata; Mammalia; Carnivora; Felidae. Gene Ontology annotation, cellular component: nucleus. The record is from RefSeq and is a predicted model, not a curated record. The transcript is spliced from 9 exons.
UCUUUCUUUUUCUUUCUUUCUUUCAAGUGUUCUGCUGGUUGGUUGAGCUUCAUCCUUCUGAACUGUGGGAAAACUGGGGUUCUGCCCUGUCCACACCAUCACUGAUGGGAGCUUUGUUUUCUGCUUGUCUUUUCCCCAAGGAGAUGAUAGAAAGUGACAUCUCGUCUAUGAUGUCAGGAAUUCUGCAAAACUCAGGACAAAAUCAUCACCCCUCUCCACAGGAGUACAGGCUCCUGGCCACCACCACCGGUGAGGACGACCUUCCCGGGGACCUGCAGUCGCUGUCAUGGCUCACAGCUGUGGACGUGCCACGGCUGCAGCAGAUGGCGAGUGGCCGCGUGGACCUGGGUGGCCCCAGUGCACCCCACCCACAUCCAGGUGCCUUGGCCAGGGCAGCCAGCCUGCAUGUGGGAGCCACCCCAGGUCCACUGCUCCACGGCCCGGCUGGCAUGGUCCCCCCAGGCAUGCUAGGCCUGGGCCCCAUAGCCAAUCACGGAGCCAGCAUGAACCAGAUCCCUGUGGGGGGCCAGCCCGCAUCCAGCCUGCAGGACCAGCCACAGCUGUACUCGCCCGCCUCCCAAACGCAGUUACCGCUGCCCCCAGGCACCCAGCAGCGCCCCCCUAUGGGCCUGUACGGCUCCCCGUUUGGAGCACGGCCUCCCUACCCCCAGCCCCGCAUGGCUGUGCAUUCGUCUCGGGAACUGCACCCCAAACACUACCCCAAGCCCAUCUACUCAUACAGCUGUCUGAUUGCCAUGGCCUUGAAGAACAGUAAGACAGGCAGCCUGCCUGUGAGCGAGAUCUACACCUUCAUGAAGGAGCACUUUCCCUACUUCAAGACGGCUCCCGACGGCUGGAAGAACUCGGUGCGGCACAACCUGUCCCUGAACAAGUGCUUUGAGAAGGUGGAGAACAAGAUGAGUGGCUCCUCGAGGAAGGGCUGCCUGUGGGCCCUGAACCUGGCCCGCAUCGACAAGAUGGAGGAGGAGAUGUACAAGUGGAAGAGGAAGGACCUUGCCGCCAUCCACCGGAGCAUGGCCAACCCCGAGGAGCUGGACAAGCUGAUCUCGGACCGACCGGAGAACUGCAGACGCCCUGGCAAACUGGGAGACCCCGAGGGCCCUGUGCUGACUCAUGCCACCACGGUGGCCAUGGCCCAUGGACGCCUGGCUGUCUCCCAGCUUCCGCCCCAGCCACUGAUGACCCUGUCCCUGCAGUCCGGCCCCCUGCACCACCAGGUCCAGACCCAGGCACAUCUCGCCCCAGACUCUCCCGCCCCGGCCCAGACCCCACCGCUGCACGCCCUGCCGGAACUGAGCCCCAGCCCCCUCCCCCACCCCGCCAUGGGAAGGGCGCCUGUGGACUUCAUCAACAUCAGCACCGACAUGAACACUGAGGUGGAUGCCCUGGACCCCAGCAUCCUGGACUUCGCUCUGCAGGGGAACCUCUGGGAGGAGAUGAAGGAUGGGGGCUUCAGCCUGGACACGCUGGGGACCUUCGGAGACUCCCCCCUCGGCUGUGAGCUGGGGGUCUCGGGCCUGACACCCGUCUCCGGCAGCAGCGACCAGUCCUUCCCAGACCUGCAGGUGACGGGCCUGUAUGCUGCGUACUCGACCCCAGACAGCGUGGCCGCGUCGGCCACAACCUCGUCCUCCCAGUACCUGGGCAGCCCAGGGAACAAGCCCAUCGCCCUGCUUUGAGGUGAUGCCUCACCUGCCCCGGCACCGGGAACCCCGGGCUUGGGGUUCCUGGACGCAAGGCCUCUCACAUCUCCGUCGGCACCCCAGGCCCUCUCGCACCUCCGCAGGAGGCCUUUGGGGCCACCUCGAGUCAGAAGGACAGAGGACAACAGACGGGCAUUGCAGCCUCCCUGACCUCCUGACACCUGAGAACGAGAUUUCUCCAGCCUGCAUCCCCGCCGGGCUCCCAAAACGACCCACAGUCCCCUCUGGGGUGGGACCGCCAUGGAAACACCCCGGCAGGGAGGCCCUUUAAUUUAUUCUUCUGGGAUUAAGCCUCCACCUCAGCCUCCAGAGGAUAGGCCUUGAGGCCAGGAGCAGAGCUGGGAGACUGGCACACCUCUCUUGGACCGGACCGGGCUGAACUCCGGAAUGGGUGCCCGGCCCUCCCCUCCAGGCUCCCCACUCCCGGAGUCUGUUAGAGUUUCACACAACAGGUCCCGGGCCCAUGCAGGGCGCCGUGUCCCUGUGUACAUUUAUUUAUAUUUAUUGGAGCCCAUCCACACCACCUCUCAGAACCCAGCCCCUGGCCUCUGGAAUGAGAUUCCCCGGUACCUCUCCCUGCAUCCUGGCAACCUUAACUCCCGAAUUACCGGUGAAUCGUGACGCCAACUGGCUCUUAACCCCUUUGCAGCCCUGGGCUGCUUUUUAGAACAGAAAGCACUUUUGACACUAUGAGACAUCCACUUUUUCUAAAUUAGAUUCCAGAUACUUUUUUUUUUUUUUUAACAUUUAUUUAUUUUUGAGAGAGAGAGAGAGACAGAG